Molecule: messenger RNA, 1301 nt
Organism: Drosophila eugracilis
Lineage: Eukaryota; Metazoa; Arthropoda; Insecta; Diptera; Drosophilidae
Gene: Ran
Product: GTP-binding nuclear protein Ran
Exons: 3
Coding region: 180-830 (216 amino acids)
Biological process (GO): protein import into nucleus; ribosomal subunit export from nucleus
Cellular component (GO): cytoplasm; nucleus
Molecular function (GO): GTPase activity; GTP binding
Source: RefSeq, a predicted model, not a curated record
UUCGAUAAAUAUGUUAUCGAUAUUUGAUUCAGAAGUUAGCACAGCUCUACUUCAGCAAAGAAAGUUGUGAUUUGCGAGGAAUUUAGACAGCGCACGUAAAUCGAACAAUCUCCACAGCUCACUUCCUCCAUCAAAGUCUAGAAGACCACGAGUAAAAAAGAAACAGAGUGCUUAGCAGGAUGGCUCAGGAAGGUCAGGAUAUCCCCACAUUUAAAUGCGUGCUCGUCGGCGAUGGCGGUACUGGAAAGACGACCUUCGUCAAGCGCCACAUGACCGGUGAGUUCGAGAAGAAGUACGUGGCCACACUGGGCGUGGAGGUGCAUCCGCUGAUUUUCCACACCAAUCGUGGCGCCAUCCGUUUCAACGUGUGGGAUACUGCUGGCCAGGAGAAGUUUGGAGGACUGCGCGAUGGUUACUAUAUCCAGGGUCAAUGCGCCGUCAUCAUGUUCGAUGUUACCUCUCGUGUCACCUACAAGAACGUUCCCAACUGGCAUCGCGAUCUUGUCCGCGUCUGCGAGAACAUCCCGAUCGUCCUCUGUGGCAACAAAGUCGACAUCAAGGACCGCAAAGUGAAAGCGAAGACCAUCGUCUUUCACCGAAAGAAGAACUUGCAGUAUUACGACAUUUCUGCCAAAUCGAACUACAACUUCGAGAAACCAUUCCUUUGGCUGGCGCGCAAGCUGGUUGGUGACCCCAACCUGGAGUUCGUCGCCAUGCCAGCCCUGCUGCCGCCCGAGGUCAAGAUGGACAAGGAUUGGCAGGCGCAGAUCGAGCGGGACUUGCAGGAGGCCCAGGCGACCGCCCUGCCCGACGAGGAUGAAGAUCUAUAAGCCUAUUUAUAGUUAACUGAGAAAGAUGGCCGGCUUAGCACACAACAUACACCACACACAUACAAACACACGAGAAUCAGGGCAACAGGAUAAUAGGCGAACAGGAAGAUGAACCGGAUCAGGAGCAGGCACCAGCAACAACAUCUACUGAAUAGGAGCAACAACUCAGCAAUAAAACACAAUCUACAACAUUGGAGUGCCAGCAAACGAUCGAUCUUAACCAGCCAGCAAAGCCCUGCAAGAUCUGCCAGCCCUUCUGCCGUCGAUCGUAACAUAUUUUUAGAUCCACUCAUUGAUAAGUCGGUUAUAAAUGAUUUUUUUUUAUGAUUAUAUUGUUUGUUUCCAUUGCGUUUGCUUUUGGCAGAUACUGAGUAUGUCUUAUUGGUAGAAAAAACAAAACACAGAAAACUUACCCGAACGAAACCCAAGUCAAAUAAAAAAUCGAAACACGUAUUUUUUUAAAACUUGCAA